Mugil cephalus (flathead mullet) is the source of this 1662-nucleotide messenger RNA. It is a transcript of the gene ywhaba, whose product is annotated as tyrosine 3-monooxygenase/tryptophan 5-monooxygenase activation protein, beta polypeptide a. Bases 152 to 886 code for a protein of 244 amino acids. NCBI's taxonomy places the organism in Eukaryota, Metazoa, Chordata, Actinopteri, Mugiliformes, Mugilidae. The transcript has 7 exons. The record is from RefSeq and is a predicted model, not a curated record. Gene Ontology annotation, cellular component: cytoplasm. Gene Ontology annotation, biological process: signal transduction.
AGGGGUGGGGCUUAGAGGAAGCGGAAGUGUCAGAGCAGGCGGAAGUGGUACUGCCCUGAAUACCCUGAGCAGCGAGCGGAGGACGGCUUGACAAACUCCCAUCGUUCAGAGAAUAAAAUCGGGAUCCCUAGUACGCUCAAAAUCCUAAAAGAUGGAUAAGCACGACCUGGUGCAGAAAGCCAAGCUGGCAGAGCAGGCCGAGCGCUACGACGACAUGGCGGCUGCCAUGAAGUCCGUGACGGAGCAGGGCCUGGAGCUGAGCAACGAGGAGCGCAACCUGCUCUCUGUCGCCUACAAGAACGUGGUGGGAGCCCGCCGUUCAUCCUGGCGCGUCAUCUCCAGCAUCGAGCAGAAGACGGAGGCGAACGAGAAGAAGCAGCAGAUGGCCCGCGAUUACCGUGUGAAGAUCGAGGCUGAACUCCAAGAAAUCUGCCACGACGUGCUGAAUCUGCUCGACAAAUUCCUCAUUCCCAACGCAUCUCAGGCGGAGAGCAAGGUGUUCUACCUCAAAAUGAAAGGAGACUACUUCAGAUACCUGUCGGAGGUGGCCUCUGGGGACUCAAAGAAGGACACGGUGGAGAACUCUCAGCAGGCCUACCAGGAUGCCUUCGACAUCAGCAAGAAGGACAUGCAGCCAACACACCCCAUCCGGCUGGGCCUGGCCCUCAACUUCUCCGUCUUCUACUACGAAAUCCUCAACUCGCCUGAGCAGGCCUGCUCUCUGGCCAAGCAGGCUUUCGACGAGGCCAUCGCUGAGCUCGACACCUUGAACGAGGACUCGUACAAAGACAGCACGCUGAUCAUGCAGCUACUAAGGGACAACCUGACUCUGUGGACAUCAGAAAACCAGGGAGACGAGGGUGAAACCGGCGAAGGAGAGAACUAGAGCGCACUUCACUGUUAACCCAUCCCCACACUCUUCCUCUUCCUCCUCCUCCUCCUCUUCCUCCUUUUAAUCUCUCCUCCUCUUUCUUCUCUUGUUCUUCCUCUCUUCGUACACAUAAACAAGCCCGUUCAUUCCCUCGUCCCACUUUUUCAAAGCCCAGCCUUCCCGACUUCCCUUCUGUAUAACCAACAGCAUGAAUAGUACCUGAACCUUCACAGACAAAUUAUUGGGGACAAAAAAAUAAAUAACUAAAUAAAUAAAUAAUGGAAACGAGGGGGGAAAAAAAGAAAGAAACGACUCCAUCACCCCGCCAUUACUCCUUCCCUCCAUCCCUCCCACCUUCCCUCAAUCAUGGCACUCCAGUGCAGGCCAGCAGACUAAAAUAAAACACUGGCCAGCCCAGUCUUUAACGCAGGGAGGGUUUUUAUCCGAAAAAAAACACAAAUCAAAUGAAGAGCCCACCUCCUUCUGUUUUUAUUUCUUUGCUGUUUUUUCUUUUUGUUUUGUUUUUUUUUACCCUCUUUUGUUUAAUCUUUUUUUUUUCUCCCCACUCCUUCCGUUCCUCCCUCCUUCCUAACAUCUCAGUACGUUCUCUCACCCUCCUCCCCCCUCCAACUCCUCUCUGUAGCGAGUUAAUGCAUUUAUAUAGUUGUCCAUUCCUUCUAUUUUUGGCUUUUCUUAGUGUACUGGCAAAAAAAAAAAAAAUGGCUGGUUUUAUUCCACUUUAAACGAAAAACAAAAAAAGGUUAUUAAACUGUCCGUUUAUUUUCAACAAA